Pan troglodytes (chimpanzee) is the source of this 1985-nucleotide messenger RNA. It is a transcript of the gene VAPA, whose product is annotated as VAMP associated protein A. Bases 621 to 1370 code for a protein of 249 amino acids. Lineage: Eukaryota; Metazoa; Chordata; Mammalia; Primates; Hominidae. Gene Ontology annotation, biological process: neuron projection development. The record is from RefSeq and is a predicted model, not a curated record. Gene Ontology annotation, cellular component: endoplasmic reticulum membrane; plasma membrane. Gene Ontology annotation, molecular function: FFAT motif binding. The transcript has 6 exons.
GCAGGGGGCAUGCCGGGAGUUGUAGUGAGUGGGCGCUUCCCUACUACUACUUGUCCCUUCCACUGGGCAUUCCCACUUGGAAGAGUGUGAUGCGCUGCCAGAGCAGUUUCUCUAGUUCCGUACUCGGAGCUCAAGGUGACAGAGGACUGCGCUUCCAGCCCUGCGCUGCGCAUCGCGUCGGUCCCGUGGACCUUUGCCCCGCCUCCUUCCACACCCGUUCCCUUGACAGCUGGGCUGCGCUCCGGGCCGCGGCAAGCCGCGAGCGCGCAGGCGCAGCAGCCCCGCGCCGCGCUAGGCAGGCCUGGAGGGCGGGACAAGCGCUAGGAGCUCCCGGCCGGGGGCGCGCACGUAGGCACGCAGAGGCCGUCACGUGGGUCGCCGAGGAUCGCAGUGCGCGUGGCCGUGGCGGCUGGUGUGGGGUUGAGUCAGUUGUGGGGCCCGGAGCUGCUGACCCAGCGGGUGGCCCACCGAACCGGUGACACAGCGGCAGGCGUUAGGGCUCGGGAGCCGCGAGCCUGGCCUCGUCCUAGAGCUCGGCCGAGCCGUCGCCGCCGUCGUCCCCCGCCCCCAGUCAGCAAACCGCCGCCGCGGGCGCGCCCCCGCUCUGCGCUGUCUCUCCGAUGGCGUCCGCCUCAGGGGCCAUGGCGAAGCACGAGCAGAUCCUGGUCCUCGAUCCGCCCACAGACCUCAAAUUCAAAGGCCCCUUCACAGAUGUAGUCACUACAAAUCUUAAAUUGCGAAAUCCAUCGGAUAGAAAAGUGUGUUUCAAAGUGAAGACUACAGCACCUCGCCGGUACUGUGUGAGGCCCAACAGUGGAAUUAUUGACCCAGGGUCAACUGUGACUGUUUCAGUAAUGCUACAGCCCUUUGACUAUGAUCCGAAUGAAAAGAGUAAACACAAGUUUAUGGUACAGACAAUUUUUGCUCCACCAAACACUUCAGAUAUGGAAGCUGUGUGGAAAGAGGCAAAACCUGAUGAAUUAAUGGAUUCCAAAUUGAGAUGUGUAUUUGAAAUGCCCAAUGAAAAUGAUAAAUUGAAUGACAUGGAACCUAGCAAAGCUGUUCCACUGAAUGCAUCUAAGCAAGAUGGACCUAUGCCAAAACCACACAGUGUUUCACUUAAUGAUACCGAAACAAGGAAACUAAUGGAAGAGUGUAAAAGACUUCAGGGAGAAAUGAUGAAGCUAUCAGAAGAAAAUCGGCACCUGAGAGAUGAAGGUUUAAGGCUCAGAAAGGUAGCACAUUCGGAUAAACCUGGAUCAACCUCAACUGCAUCCUUCAGAGAUAAUGUCACCAGUCCUCUUCCUUCACUUCUUGUUGUAAUUGCAGCCAUUUUCAUUGGAUUCUUUCUAGGGAAAUUCAUCUUGUAGAGUGAAGCAUGCAGAGUGCUGUUUCUUUUUUUUUUUUCUCUUGACCAGAAAAAGAUUUGUUUACCUACCAUUUCAUUGGUAGUAUGGCCCACGGUGACCAUUUUUUUGUGUGUACAGCGUCAUAUAGGCUUUGCCUUUAAUGAUCUCUUACGGUUAGAAAACACAAUAAAAACAAACUGUUCGGCUACUGGACAGGUUGUAUAUUACCAGAUCAUCACUAGCAGAUGUCAGUUGCACAUUGAGUCCUUUAUGAAAUUCAUAAAUAAAGAAUUGUUCUUUCUUUGUGGUUUUAAUAAGAGUUCAAGAAUUGUUCAGAGUCUUGUAAAUGUUAUUUUAAUAAUCCCUUUAAAUUUUAUCUGUUGCUGUUACCUCUUGAAAUAUGAUUUAUUUAGAUUGCUAAUCCCACUCAUUCAGGAAAUGCCAAGAGGUAUUCCUUGGGGAAAUGGUGCCUCUUACAGUGUAAAUUUUUCCUCCUUUACCUUUGCUAAUAUCAUGGCAGAAUUUUUCUUAUCCCUUGUGAGGCAGUUGUUGACUGAGUUUUUCAUCCUUACAAUCCUGUCCCAUGGUAUUUAACAUAAAAAAAAAAUAAAACUGUUAACAGAUUCUUGCUCGAUA